AUGUGGUCAACAUUUCGGGUGGAUUUUGGUGUGUUAUGUAGCAAGAACUGCGUCAAGGAAUGUAAGUGUAUUAGGCUAACAUAAUUUCAACAUCAUCUAUAGUUAUUCUAGUUUGAAGAUUUAUACAUCUAUAGUUAUUCUAGUUUGAAUAGUGAUCCUAUAUAAUCGAAGGAGUGUCCCUAUAUGUCGUGUGGCGUGUGUCGUGGGUUAAAAGUCGUGUGUCGUGAGUAAAGUCGUGGGUAAAGUCUUUGGUAAAGUCGUGGGUCAUAAAAUGUGCCGAAAACGCAUUUUUUUCACGAAAAUAUUAUUUUUAUUUUUAAUAUUUUUUUCGUACUUUUUUCCAUUUAUGCGCUAGAUAAAUACAGGAAAAUUUAACGCAACAAAUCUCCAUGCAGUAAUAAAGUAAAAUACAUGCUGUUUUCUUAUCUUGCUGUUAUCUAUAUAGUAUAACAAGUACUGAAAUGUUUCCGUUUCGUAUAGUCUAAUAAGUCUAUAGAUGUAUUGUUUGAUGAUAAAAUGUCUUAAGUUAUAGGAUAUAGGUUUAUUAGCUUUGGAAGUGUGAUAGUCCCUAUCAUGAACGUCGCGAAUGUAACUAUGUCGAUUGCAUAUGUCUGAUACAAACAUAUUGAUUGAGCUAUAAAUUCUACGCUGUCGGUGGCCAACGCUCGAGCCUCAAAUUUUUCUAUUUUUAUCUCCUAGUAUAUGUUCGUGGCCCUUAAAGAUAGACAAACAUUUCAUGUUUAUGUGGCGUUCGGAAAUAUUCCAUAAAUUGCUACGAUUUGGGAUUUUGCGAUUGAAAACCGAAAUGAUUUGUGCGAUGUCGGGCUAUUUGCCAACCGAGCGCGCUAGCCGCUGUUAUUUUGACAGAAUAUGAUACCUCUACACUUUUCAGCCGUAAUACAUAAUGCGCGCAUUGUAAUCAUAUACAUAUCGUUUAAUUUAGCUUCAAAAACUUGAUAAAAAAUCAAAAUUGCUGUAUUUUGUUAAAUGUGCGCAGCAUGUUGUUUCGACACUGUCGCUCACACACGGAAACACUGCAAGGCUGCAAAUAUGUCACACAAUCAUCCUCAUAGACGCUGACUACGCUCGUUUGUUUUAAACCAACCAAAAUAGCUUCCUAGUCUAACGCUGCUACGCAAAUAUUUUCUGUUCGUUAAAUUUGUAGUUUAGCUAUAUUUUCAGGUCUUUCAGUCUCAGUGUCGUGUUGAAAGCUUCGAACACAUGUACUUAAGUCUAUUUCUAAAUAACGGACCACCAGCCGCAUGGAUUUCGUAUAUCGCAAGAAAGCAACUAAACGUUUAUAUCAAAAGCUUUAUUUUAAAUAAUACAGUACUAUUUAUCGCUUAAACGUCCCCUGCACCGCAAUAGUACCUACAGAUGACUAAUUGUUUAUAUAAUGCUGGUUGCGCCGUACGCGCAAGUUUGAUUUUUGUUCUGGCGCCUGGCGGAUUGAAUUGCAAAUGAUCCAAAUGAUCCACAAAAAGCAAAUGAUCCAAAUGAUCCACAAAAAGCAAAUGAUCCAAAUGAUCUACAAAAAGCAAAUGAUCCAAAUGAUCUACAAAAAGCAAAUGAUCCAAAUGAUCCACAAAAAGCAAAUGAUCUAAAUGAUCCACAAAAAGCAAAUGAUCCAAAUAAUCCACAAAAAGCAAAUGAUCCAAAUGAUCCACAAAAAGCAAAUGAUCCAAAUGGUCUACAAAAAGCAAAUGAUCCAAAUGGUCUACAAAAAGCAAAUGAUCCAAAUGGUCUACAAAAAGGAAAUUAUCCAAAUGGUUAUACAAAAAGCAAAUGA
This is a messenger RNA of Paramuricea clavata, 1789 nucleotides long. The record is from the annotation of a GenBank genome assembly. Lineage: Eukaryota; Metazoa; Cnidaria; Anthozoa; Malacalcyonacea; Plexauridae.